This is a messenger RNA of Hippocampus zosterae (dwarf seahorse), 1508 nucleotides long. It is a transcript of the gene ccn6, whose product is annotated as cellular communication network factor 6. The transcript has 5 exons. NCBI's taxonomy places the organism in Eukaryota, Metazoa, Chordata, Actinopteri, Syngnathiformes, Syngnathidae. The record is from RefSeq and is a predicted model, not a curated record. The coding region runs from base 350 to 1396 and encodes 348 amino acids. Gene Ontology annotation, cellular component: extracellular matrix; extracellular region. Gene Ontology annotation, molecular function: integrin binding; heparin binding. Gene Ontology annotation, biological process: cell adhesion; signal transduction.
CGUGAUAGCUGUGACUGAAUGACUCUGACUCUAUUGACUUUAUUUCUUUUUAAAACAAGGAAACCAUGGUUCUCACCGAGGUGCGGUUUUUGGAGAGUAAACAAGUAGGCGGGGCAUGGAGCAUUCCAACAUUUUCAAACAUGAAUGUCUCCCCACUGGUCUCAGACGGCAGAGAAACAUGCUCAGAGACCAGACAUAGGGAUGCUUUGUCCCCUUCUCCCCACCUCAAACUUACACACCAUUCCUCACUCAAGUGCCUCAAAUGCUUCAUCCUACUUUUCUUUACCUCAUUCAUCGUUCUUUCGACCGUCAUCUUCUUCCCCUUACAAAAAUAACUUGAACCAAAGAGAUGGUGUCUCUUCAAUGCCGUGUGAUCCUGGUCAUCCUCGCUCAACAGUGUCUCAGCAGGGAUCUGGUCAAUGGGCAGCAUCCGGUUCAACGUCGUGGAAAUGAGCAGAAUCUUGCGAGAAGGAAGCAGUUCUGUCACUGGCCGUGCAGGUGUGGACAAAUACCUCAAUGUCCACCGGGAGUGAGUUCUGUGCUGGAUGGUUGUGGCUGCUGCAAGAGUUGCGCGAAGCAAAUUGGAGAGCCAUGCAACGAGCGGGACAACUGUGAUAUGCACAAGGGAAUGUACUGUGACUUCUCAGCUGACCAACCCAGAUUUCAAAUUGGAGUAUGUGCUUACUUGAUGGGAGUUGGAUGUGAUCUUAAUGGAGCUCAUUAUGAGAAUGGAGAAGCCUUCCAGCCAAAUCCACUUUACAAGUGCACAUGUAUUGCAGGAGCCAUUGGCUGUACUCCUGUAUUCUUACAGAAGCCUGCAGGUCUUUUGGGCCCCACCCCGCUGAUGGGAAACCUGCACGCAAGCCUUCAUAGUGGCAAGAUUUCGAAGAAAAAUGUACAGGAUACAGUCUACAUGUCAGCUCACAAGGAUCCUCCUUUGGCCUGGAAGAAGAACUGUCUCAUCCAAACUACGUUCUGGAGCCCCUGUUCCAAGUCCUGUGGCCUUGGCAUCUCUGUGCGUGUCAACAAUAACAACCACAAAUGUGAGAUGAGGAAGGACAUGCGUCUGUGUCUACUUCGCCCAUGUAAAAAGAGUGUGAUGAACAGCAUUCAGGUGCCAAAAGGGAAAACAUGCCAACCCCAAUACCAGCCAAAACGAGGGGAAAAGUUUGUGCUUUCGGGCUGCACAAGUAUUAAGAGUUUCAAACCGAUGUACUGUGGUAUUUGUGCUGAUAAGCGCUGCUGCUCCCCCAACAAGUCGAGGAUGAUCAUGGUCAACUUCAACUGCCCAGGAGGCUCGAAGAUCGAAUGGAAGUUGCAGUGGAUAACAUCUUGUAGCUGUCAGAGGAAAUGUACUGAUUCAGCUGACAUGUUUUCAGAUCUGCGUUUAAUGUAACCAAGCUGGCCUUGAUGGGCAUGGUGGUUAUUUUCAGUACAGUAGUCCCUCGCUACUUCGCGGUUCGAUUAUCGCGGCUUCGGUGCAUUGCAGAUUUUUUUCAAACAUACAU